Messenger RNA from Apis laboriosa (Himalayan honeybee), 1203 nucleotides. RefSeq names its product nuclear receptor subfamily 2 group E member 1 (gene tll). Bases 1 to 1203 code for a protein of 400 amino acids. The transcript is spliced from 4 exons. The record is from RefSeq and is a predicted model, not a curated record. Lineage: Eukaryota; Metazoa; Arthropoda; Insecta; Hymenoptera; Apidae. Gene Ontology annotation, molecular function: nuclear receptor activity; RNA polymerase II cis-regulatory region sequence-specific DNA binding; zinc ion binding. Gene Ontology annotation, biological process: cell differentiation; positive regulation of transcription by RNA polymerase II; anatomical structure development.
AUGCAGAGCCAGGAUCCGCAGAUCGGACACAUGUCCGUGACGCAGCAGAAAGUGCCUGCAUCUUCCAGUCGAAUCCUUUACGAUAUCCCUUGCAAAGUAUGCAGGGACCAUUCCUCGGGCAAACAUUACGGUAUAUUCGCAUGCGAUGGAUGCGCCGGUUUCUUCAAGAGAUCGAUUCGAAGGAAUCGUCAAUACGUCUGCAAGGCUAAAUCUAAAGGUGGUUGCAUGGUGGACAAGACUCAUCGUAACCAGUGCAGGGCGUGUCGUUUGGCCAAGUGCAUUCAAGCCGGCAUGAAUAAAGAUGCUGUCCAACACGAGCGUGGCCCGCGAAACUCGACUCUGCGAAGGCAGAUGGCUUUGUACUUUAAAGAACCCGAAAUGAUGGCCAACAUGGUACCCCCACCGGCAGCAGCUUUGGAUCUAGCGUUGCCCAAACCACCGAAUGAACCUCGAGUUUCCGUGCCAGCGCCUGCCCCUCAUCAUCCCCUUCCACAUCCUGUUUACUGCAAUAACAUGGCCAUGUCGAAGAUUCCAGUGAGCGUGGCGGGUCUACCGACCUUACCACUGAUCCCUGCAGCGAUAACCGCAGAAUCCAUCUGCGAGCAAGCAGCCAGGUUGCUGUUCCUCAACGUCCACUGGGCCAGAGAUCUGGCAGUAGGAACGAACCUGGUCAUAGAAGAUCAGCUGACACUGUUGGAAUCCUCCUGGAGAGAAUUGUUUCUACUCGCCGCGGCCCAGAUCCUUCCAACGUUGGAUCCAACCCCUCUCCUUCCGCCGGGUCCUCAAGGCCUCGGCCUGGCCGUCGAAGUGACUCGUUUCAGAGAAACUUUGGCCGGUUUCCACGCGAUGAGCCUCGAUCAGCACGAGUACGCUUGCAUCAGGGCGAUCGUCCUCUUUAAAGCUGGGCUGGACAGCGAGCCUCUGCCGAGCAGCAGGAGCAGCAACGGAUCUACGUCUCCUAAUACAGGAAGUAGGCUGAGGGAUGCGGCAGCGGUGGCGAGGCUGAGGGACGGCGCCCAACUCGCGCUCGGGCAAAGGUUAAGCGGCGCCUCGUUCGGCGCUCUCAGGUUUGGAAAAUUGUUGUUGUUACUCCCUUCUCUUCGUUCCGUUUCCGCGCACGCGAUCGAGGAGCUGUUCUUCAGAAGGACUAUCGGUGUUAUUCCGAUCGAGAGGAUCAUUUGCGAUAUGUACAAAGCCGCUUAA